ACUACAUUACCCAGAAUGCAGAUGUGGCCAGGCAGUCCCGCUGUCGGACUUGAAGUGUCCCUUGGGCUGUGAAAGAAUGAAGAUGAACGUUGGGUUGACUUUGAGGGCAGCGAAAGGCUGCUGGAGGGUGAACCUCAGCCAACAGUGCGCACAUGGAUCCAUUGGACUAUUUGUGCCACCGAGUCCUCCUGUGGACCCUGAGAAGGUCAAAGAGCUACAGCGCUUCGUCUCUCUUUCCAAGAAACUCCUAGUGAUGACGGGGGCCGGGGUCUCCACUGAGUCAGGGAUCCCGGACUACAGGUCUGAAAAGGUGGGACUCUAUGCCCGCACCGACCGGAGGCCCAUCCAGCAUCGGGAUUUUGUGCAGAGGGCUCCAGUCCGCCAGCGGUACUGGGCGAGGAACUUCGUGGGCUGGCCUCGGUUCUCCUCUCAUCAGCCUAACCCUGCCCACUGGGCUCUGAGCAGCUGGGAGAGACUCGGAAAGCUGUACUGGCUGGUGACCCAGAAUGUGGACGCCUUGCACACCAAGGCGGGGAGUCAGCGCCUCACCGAGCUGCACGGAUGCAUGCACAGGGUCCUCUGCCUGGCCUGUGGAGAGCAGACCCCGCGUGGGGUGCUGCAGGAGCGCUUCGAAGCCCUGAACCCCACCUGGAGGGCCGAGGCCCACGGCCUGGCUCCCGACGGCGACGUCUUUCUCACGGAGGAGCAGGUGCAGAGCUUUCGGGUCCCCCCCUGCGCUCGCUGCGGAGGCCCCCUGAAACCAGAUGUCGUUUUCUUCGGGGACACAGUGAACCCCGACAAGGUCGACUUUGUGCACAGGCGCGUCAAAGAAGCCGACUCUCUCUUGGUGGUGGGAUCGUCCUUACAGGUGUACUCUGGUUACAGGUUUAUCCUCACUGCCCGGGAGAAGAAGUUACCAAUUGCGAUACUGAACAUCGGGCCCACGCGGUCGGACCACUUGGCCUGCCUGAAGCUGGAUUCUCGGUGUGGGGAGCUGCUGCCUUUAAUAGACCCACAGUGACCACGGCCUGAUGUUCCUGAGCCAGAGCUGGGACUUUUGCGUGUAUCCAGCUGCUAAAGAUCCCUAAGGAUUCAUCCCUUCUUCCUUUAGUCGAAGCUCCCGAGUGCAGCCUGUAGAGGGCAGCAAACCGGCACCUCUCCGCCAGCC
This is a messenger RNA of Myotis brandtii (Brandt's bat), 1168 nucleotides long. RefSeq names its product sirtuin 4 (gene SIRT4). The record is from RefSeq and is a predicted model, not a curated record. The coding region runs from base 77 to 1021 and encodes 314 amino acids. Gene Ontology annotation, molecular function: NAD-dependent protein lysine deacetylase activity; NAD+ binding. Lineage: Eukaryota; Metazoa; Chordata; Mammalia; Chiroptera; Vespertilionidae. The transcript has 5 exons.